Messenger RNA from Rhizopus microsporus ATCC 52813, 1547 nucleotides. RefSeq names its product NDE1, mitochondrial external NADH dehydrogenase. The transcript has 18 exons. Gene Ontology annotation, molecular function: NADH dehydrogenase activity. Bases 28 to 1509 code for a protein of 493 amino acids. Lineage: Eukaryota; Fungi; Mucoromycota; Mucoromycetes; Mucorales; Rhizopodaceae. The record is from RefSeq and is a predicted model, not a curated record.
GUAGCUCUUUUUUUUCUUGUUAUUAAAAUGCAAAAAAUACCUUAUCGUUUUAUACCUAAGCGAUAUCCUUUGUCUUGUUUAACUCUACGUUCCAAGAGAUCCUAUGGAUAUUUUAACUGGGAUAUACAAAAACGAUGGAGCUCAUCCAGUAGUGUCUUACCUACUAAUAGACCUUCUCUUCAUAUUCCUCUACAUCAACAAUUGAAGCAAUCAUUCCAAACCAAGUCAAGUGUUUCUGCAGAAACAAAAGAGAAAGUGAUUAUACUAGGAUCAGGAUGGGCAGGCUUUAAGCUGAUGAGGGAUUUAGACAAGGAAAGAUAUGAUGUAUCCGUAGUGUCUCCAAGAAAUUACUUUGUGUUCACUCCUCUACUUGCAAGCACGUCCGUGGGCACGCUCGAAUUUAGGUGUAUUACUGAACCAGUCAGAAGCUAUUCUAAAAACAUAAAGUAUCACCAAGCCUACUGUGACGAAAUAGACCUUGACAGUCGUGUUGCUCACUGCACUUACAAUGUAGACGAUAUCCAACAAAAGCGUUUUACACUAGACUAUGAUAAAUUGAUUAUCGCCGUUGGUUCUUACUCAAAUACGUUUGGCAUCCCUGGUGUAAAAGAUCAUGCUUUCUUUUUAAAAGAUGUGAAUGAUGCAAGAAAGAUUCGUAAAAGGCUUAUCGAGUGCUUUGAAAAUGCAUCACAACCAGGCGUAUCGGAUAAAGAUAAGGCAGAUCUUCUUCAUUUCGUCGUUGUUGGAGGCGGUCCCACAGGAAUCGAGUUUUCAGGUGAGCUAUAUGACUUUAUUGCCAAUGACCUUUCGCGUUUGUAUCCCACCCUGAUGCCCUUCAUUCGAAUGACUCUCUAUGACGUUGCUCCUAACAUCUUGGGAUCCUUUGACUCUCGCUUGGCUGAUUAUUGCCACAAGAAGUUUGAUAGAAAGGGCAUAAAAAUAAAGACUCAACGCUAUGUUGAAGAGGUGACAAAGAACCAUGUCAUCAUCAAAGAGGAAGGAAAAGUUCCAUAUGGGUUAUUGGUCUGGUCAACAGGUUUAAUGCAAAAUCCUUUGGUUAAAUCACUUUCUUCUUUGGCAAAGGAUGCUUCGAAGCAAAGGAUAUUAACAAAUGGAAAACUACAAGUAAUUGAUAGGGAAUCAGGCCUUGCUUACCCCAAUGUAUAUGCAAUUGGUGACUGUGCAGCUAUCAAGGACAAUGAUCUUCCUGCAACAGCACAAGUUGCUACCCAGAAAGCUGGAUAUCUAAGUAAAGCCCUUAACAGCGUAAAUUCGCCUAUAUCAGACUUCAAGUUUAGAAAUAAAGGCAUGAUGGCCUAUAUUGGAACAUCAGAAGCAUUACUGGACAUGUCGUCAGUGCAUCGAUCAGCCAAGAAAUCAGGGCAUCUUGCUUGGCUUCUUUGGAGAUCUGCUUACUUUAGUAUGAGCAUGAAUACUCGUAACAAGAUGCUAAUUGCUUAUCAUUGGUUUUUAACAUGGAGCUUUGGCCGUGAUAUAAGUCGAUUUUAAAACUUUGUUUUGAAAAAAUAAAUGACAAAAUUUACCAG